CUGGCCAGCGAUUGGUUGGAGGGCAAAAGUUGGCCUGACCAGCUCAACUUGGCCCCAAUCUUGCGCUUCUGCCCACUGACAAGUCUGCCACCGAAAGCUCACUCUGAAGGCAGGAUUCUUCUUCUGCCCGAAGCUGUCAGCACUGGCUGCAUGUCGGUGCGCCUAGCUGGCGGCUACCGUGCCGGCCAGGCUUGUCAACACGUCAGACACGAUCUGUCGCAUCUGCUGCCCAAAUGGCCUUGGCCGAGCCGAGCAUGGCCGGCACACCCGAAGCUGGGUUGA
Messenger RNA from Protopolystoma xenopodis, 282 nucleotides. NCBI's taxonomy places the organism in Eukaryota, Metazoa, Platyhelminthes, Monogenea, Polystomatidea, Polystomatidae. The record is from the annotation of a GenBank genome assembly.